CUCAAGUUCGGCUAUGCUCUCUAGCAAGGCCAGUACUGUCGUGUGACAAAGUUCAGGUCAAAGUUGUUCAUCUUCCACUGCUAGAGAAUUACAACACAUACAACAUGAGCCACAACCAGGACAAUAUCGCCUCGACGGGGCAAGACACAGAGAUGGUCGUCCUCGAUGGCAAGAUGGACGGGCUUCGUACCCAUGCUGAUGCGGCCCUGGGCUUUCUCGAGACUCACGAGAACUUCACAUACACCGAAGAAGAUGAGAAGGCGGUUCUGUGGAAAAUCGACAAGGUUUUGGUCCCACUGAUGAUGGGAUCGUAUAUCAUCCAGUACAUGGAUAAGAGUGUCAUGUCGCAGACUGCCAUCUAUGAUCUGUUCACGAGCCUGGGACUUGUUGGCCAACAGUACUCUUGGUGCUCUGCGAUAUUCUAUUUCGGCUAUCUAUCUUUCCAACCCGUCCUUGCACGUCUGCUCAACUAUGUGCCUCUGGGACGAUUCGUUGCGUACACUUCGCUGGCCUGGGCGUGUCUCUUGUUUUGCACGGCCGGAGCCUACAAUUUCACCGGCAUGAUGAUUGUGAGAUUCUUCCUCGGCGUUGCCGAAGGCGGUAUUUCGCCAGCAUUCGUUUUGAUCACCGGCGCAUGGUACAAGAAGAACGAGAUUCCCCUACGCAUCACCAUCUGGUACUGCGGCAAUGGCGUGGCCAACAUACUGCAAGCUUUCAUUGCAUACGGAUGCGGCCACAUCACCAACACCGGAAUCGCCGUGUGGAGGUGGUUUUUCAUCAUCUUCGGCCUCAUCGGUCUCAUCUGGGCCUGCGUGGUGUGGCUCUACUUUCCCGACAGCCCCAUUACCGCCAAAUUCCUCAACGAGCGUGAACGAACCAUUGCUAUCGAACGCCUUCGUGACAAUCGUACUGGUAUCCGAAAUACAGAGUUCAAGAAGGAGCAGCUGAAGGAAGCGUUACUGGAUGUCAAGGUCUGGUACGGGUUCUUCUACGCUAUUGCUUGUAUCGUGCCCUCCACGUCAGUUGCAAACUUCGGCGGGCUCAUCAUCAAAGGUCUUGGCUUCGGAACAUUUCAGACGUCGCUUCUCUCGUGCCCUUUAGGGGUUGUUGAAGACAUUGCUCUUCUAAUAACCGGAUACAUCGCUUUCAGUUAUCCCAAUAUGCGGUGCCUUAUGCAGUUCUUUUGUAACAUACCUGCUGUGGUGGGUUCGGUGCUUGUGUACACGCUGCCCACGUCCAACAAGGCCGGCAGACUGGUGUCUUUUUACAUCACACAAUUCACAAACGGGUCGCUACCUAUGAUGAUGGCGCUCACGACAACCAACAUCGCAGGCCACACCAAGAGAUCCGUGGCCACAUCGCUCAUGUUCGUUGGCUACUGCGUCGGGUUCAUCAUUGGACCUCAGUUCUUCCUUAGCUCGGAAGCUCCAAAAUAUUCCACCGGGUUCAAAACCAUGAUCAUCCUGUUUGCCGUUUCAUCAUUGGCCCCGCUUGGCUAUCUUACCUAUGCGAGGUAUCAGAACAGGCAAAAGGCCAAGUUCUUGGAACAAAGUGGCGAGGCAAACGUUCACAUCCAAAACGAAGAGUUCUUGGAUAUGACCGAUAAGCAGCAGUCGCAUUUCUUUUAUGUGACAUAG
Exophiala oligosperma is the source of this 1637-nucleotide messenger RNA. RefSeq lists its product as uncharacterized. Gene Ontology annotation, molecular function: transmembrane transporter activity. The record is from RefSeq and is a predicted model, not a curated record. The transcript has 4 exons. NCBI's taxonomy places the organism in Eukaryota, Fungi, Ascomycota, Eurotiomycetes, Chaetothyriales, Herpotrichiellaceae. Gene Ontology annotation, cellular component: membrane. Gene Ontology annotation, biological process: transmembrane transport. The coding region runs from base 105 to 1637 and encodes 510 amino acids.